UGUUUUAAUCCGUUCAAUAAGCAUUGCGUCUAAAAAAUAGUAUUUUGUAAGAAAAAUGAGUUUUCGUCAGAGUUACAAACUAGUAACCAAACAACCCAUACGUUGGUUUCCAGGUCAUAUGAACAAAGGAAUAAGGCAAAUGCAACAAAAAUUAAAGGCGGUCGACUGCAUUAUUGAAGUUCAUGAUGCUAGAAUACCAUUCUCUGGGCGCAAUACUGAUUUCCAGCACACAUUGAUCGGCGAGAACAUUAAACCUCACAUCUUAGUAUUAAAUAAAAAGGAUUUGAUAACGACUAAGGAUCAAGCUAACAUUAAAGAAAUUUUGCAAGAGAGUGAGCGCUUAAAGCAUGUUUUGUUUACCAAUUGUAAGAAUCAACAAUGUUCCGGAAUCAAACGAUUAAUGCCCUUAGCCAACGAAAUAAUCUUAAACUCUGCUCGUUAUAAUCGUGAGGGAGAAAAGGAUUUUUGCGUAAUGAUAAUUGGAGUACCCAACGUUGGGAAAAGUUCCCUAAUUAAUGUUUUACGAAAUCGUAAUUUGCAUAAGAAGAGCGUAGCCCAAGUUGGUGGCAUUGCCGGCAUUACGCGUUCGGUAAUGGAAAAAAUCAAAAUUAAUGAAAAUCCGCUUAUGUAUAUGAUAGACACGCCAGGUAUAUUAGAGCCGAAAAUUAAAAAUGAUGAAAUGGGCAUGAAACUCGCCCUUGCGGGAUGUUUGCCAGACCACUUAGUGGGGGAAGAUCUCAUAGCCGAUUAUUUGUUAUAUUGGUUAAAUAAAAACUCCCGUUUUGAUUAUGUGGCCGCAGUUGGCUUGAAAAAGCCCACGGAUAACGUAUUAGAAUUGCUGGUAACCUACGCUAACAAACUGUCUGUUCGGCGUAAAAUGAAACGAAACGAUGGUCAAAUAGUUAUAGUGCCUGAUAUCUUACAUUCAGCUCGAGAAUUUAUUAAACUAUUUAGACAAACCAAGUUUGGCCUUAUCAAUCUUGAAUCGCAAUUGCAAACAUAAAUCUACUCCUUUUUUUAGCUGUUAAAGAAGUUUUAUUUAGGUUUAAAUACUAAAAGUGAGAACUAAAUAUA
Messenger RNA from Glossina fuscipes, 1074 nucleotides. RefSeq names its product mitochondrial GTPase 1. The transcript has a single exon. Gene Ontology annotation, cellular component: mitochondrion. Gene Ontology annotation, molecular function: GTP binding; GTPase activity. The record is from RefSeq and is a predicted model, not a curated record. Lineage: Eukaryota; Metazoa; Arthropoda; Insecta; Diptera; Glossinidae. The coding region runs from base 56 to 1003 and encodes 315 amino acids.